Messenger RNA from Thrips palmi, 3156 nucleotides. RefSeq names its product mucin-5AC-like. NCBI's taxonomy places the organism in Eukaryota, Metazoa, Arthropoda, Insecta, Thysanoptera, Thripidae. Bases 217 to 2058 code for a protein of 613 amino acids. The transcript has 8 exons. The record is from RefSeq and is a predicted model, not a curated record.
GCGUCGCCGGGAGAGGACGUGCUUCGCCCAGUCGCUCGCCGGCACCUCGCACUUCGCGCUCCGCGAUCGCCUAGACGCGCCCAGGAUACUUACAGUGUGAUCGCGGCCCAGUGGCGCGACAGUGUGCUUCCCUGCUCCAUCAGUGCAGUGUCCUUGGCAACAGGGAGAGCUCGUCCACCUGUUCGAAUCGGCCAGAGUGAUUUUCCCAGUGUCGUCAUGAAGGUGCUCGUCGGCGUCCUGGUCCUGGUGGCGUGUGCGUCCGCGCGCACCACGCCGCCGCCCUCGUCGGACCAGCCGGAGGACAUCGGGUCGCCGCUCACGGUGGCCCAGUGCCGCGCGCAGUGCUUGCAGCGGUUCACCAACACCCAGGCGGAGAGGCCCACCCAGUGCCUGCAGUCCCCCGACUGCUACAUGUGUUGGGAGAACUGUCAGCUCCUGCAGUCCAACUUCCCCGUCUGGGGAGCCAUGUGCAACGAGAAGAGCCUCUGUUUCCCCGGCUGCCAGCAGGCCUGCGCCUUCCACCGGCGCUCCCGGCCGCACCGCCAGCAGCAGGCCGUGGUGCUGACGGGCGGGCUGGCCGCGGUGCGCGUCUCGCCCUCGUCGACGGCGUCCUCCUCGUCGUCGUCCUCGUCCGCGGCCCAGCGUGCCUCCUGGCCCGCGCCGCCCGCGCGCUCCUCGGCGCCCCGGCCGCUCGUCUACGUGCUCAUGAGGAGGACGACGCAGCCCGCCUGGACGCAGAUCACCCAGACGGUGGACCUGAGCGCCAGACUGCCCGAGGACUUCGUCGUGGACCGGCACACGUUCCGCGUGCUGGUGGUGGGGCCCGACGGCCUGCAGACCAUCUACAGCCCCGCGCCGGACGCCGCCGCGGAGUCCGCCUCGACGGCCACCCUCAGCAGCACCGCCGCCCCCGCCACCACGGCCGCCCCCGCCACCACGGCCGCCCCCGCCGCCCCCGGCGCCGCCGGCGCCGCCGAGACGUUCUCGAUGUCGUCCCCCCAGAGGCGCAUUAACACAGCAAUCAAGGUCCCGGCCUCGGCGCCCGCCCCGGCGCCCGCCCCGGCGCCCGCCCCCAAGGAGCAAGGAUGGCAGCUGCGCGAGGACUCGCUCAUCCACCAGAAGGUGCUCGUCAUCGCCGAGCUGUCCUGGGCGCCGCGCGGCCCCGCCGCCGGAGUCUACCUCGUGACCUGGGAGGUGGACGGCGGCGGCCUCAAGGGCAACCUGUUCACCGACUCAACGCACGUCACGCUGUCCCUGUGGCCCGACACCGUCUACCACGUCCAGGUGGAGCUGGUGUCCGACUCGAAGCCCGGCCCCGCGCAGAGCGCCUCCCUGGUGGUGGACACCCGCCGCGCCGUGCCCAGCACCCUGGGCUCGCGCGGUCCGACCGCCAGCUCGCGCAUCCCGCUGUCCAUCGCCUCGGCCUCGUCGUCCACGUCGUCGUCGGCGUCCUCGCAGCAGACGGUGCCCGUGGACGCGGCGCUGCACCGCGGCCCCUUCCUGAUGCUGGCGCCCGUCCCCAGCAAGCGGCACGUGGCCGCCGUGGCCGCGGAGAAGCACCUCGGCGACGCGGUGCGCCGGUCGGCCGGCGGCGCCACACUGCUGGCGGUCGGCGCGGGCGUCGUCCUCGUCUCGCUGGCCGUCGGCGCCGUCCUGGUGUGGCGGUGCCGCGGAGCCUUCUUCCGUCGCGGCGCCGGCGCCGUCGGCGACAGCUCGCCGUUCAUCGGCGCCCUGGCCGUGGAGGAGGGCGACGUGCCGCCCGCCGCCGCCGCCAAGGCCGCCAAGAAGCAGGCGUCGCUGCACGCCGCCUUCACCGCGCCACCCCCCGUCGAGGCCCUCGCGCCCGUCGUCACGCUCGUGUCCGAGGGCGACGUCAGGCCGUCGUCGGCGACGUCGCCGUGCGCCGCCGCCCCCUGCCAGUGCUGUCCGCGGCCGGUGCCGUCGCCGUCCUGGAGGCACGUCAACAUGGCCUCGUCGUGGGCCUUCGCCCCCAGCGCGGCCAGCCCACUGCCCGCGCCCUCGCCCGCACGCUCCCCCUCGCCGUCCGCGAGGGUGUAGUGCCCGCACUCCGGAGCUGUGCACCUUCCAGUCAGCUGCGACGCCAAAAACGCCCAGAGGGACGACGAGGAUGACGAGGCACCUGCGCGACGGCCACGAGGGCGUGGAUGUUCCCCGCGUGUCCGAAAGAGACGGAACAUGCGCACGCUCGCGGUCGAAACGCCGUUUCUGAACCAAAAAUUUUAGUAGAGGGAGCGAGAGAGACAGAGACUUGUUUGGGGCACCGCACGCCGUCUAGGGGCGGGGUGGGUGCGGGGAUGCAAGUUCAGGGAUAGAGAUCUAAUUAUUAUUAUUAUUUUAAUACCAUAAGACCCGACUGAUAUGUGUGGCCGAUCACGAGUCGUGAAGUAUGAAUGCGUGUGCGGUUGUGAGAGUGUGUGUGUGUGUGGUUGUGAGAGUGUUGCGAGUGUGUGUGUGUGUGUGUGUGAGAGAGAGAGAGAGAGAGAGAGAGAUAUGCGUUAAGGCUAGGAAUGUGAUAUUUGUACUGAUUGCAGAGUAACACUACUUCAGGCUAGUGGUUCCAUAUUUUUUGGCGUGGUUCAUUUAAGCUAGCUUUGCUUUUUAGUCUGUUUACGUAAUCAAUUUAUCUCAUUUCUACAAUGUGAUGAUGUCUGGCAAUCGUAUUUACAAUAUCAUUUCUUGUCUUUGCAAUUUAGUAUAGUUCCAUCUAAGUAAAUCUCCUUGCCUAAAGACGCUGUUUCAAAGAUGCAAAGUGUGAGUUAUUUUAGUCCUGGAGGUUUGAGUUUGCCAAAUAUAAUAUUAGCUCCCAUAUUGGAAGCAAGAGUCAGUAUUUGUAUCCUAGAUUUUAAAGGAUUACUUUGUAACUACCUGUAAAUAAACCGCCUGUACAUAAACGUCCGGCAGGUAGCGUGUUAAAUGCAUAUCCUCACCUUCGUUCUAGUGCCUGCUUGAAUCAUUUUCCAGCACAUGACGUGCACUCGGAAUUUAGCCGGCUUGUACAAAAUGUUUUGUUUUAUACAAAUGUUAUUAUCUUAAUUACUGUACAUUGUUGUACCAUCAAUGGGUGAAAAAAAAAAUCCCAUGAAAAUACUGUGAGAUAUUGCGUCAAUAAAAGUGAUAAUUUAUUUAUUGAAAGAA